AUAUAAACACAUUUGUUUUGAUAACAUACCUAACGUAUCAGUUUUUACUAAUUUUUAUAUUCUUAUAUUCAUAAACUGACUAUUGAGUGAGCUACCCAGCGUCGUUUUGCGUCCGCGCUGUGAUCUGGGAAAUGUAGUUUAUUAUUACGUUCAGAAAAUUGGUCUUUGAACUACAGUCUUCCGGCGUUUAAUCAAAUUGUCUGUUUUCAUGUGAGCCGUGUACACACUGAAACUUUAUUUUCAGAUAGUGAGUUGUGUGAAGCUAACAUAAGCUAUGGGACGUGUGCAAGAAAAUUCGAAGUGGCCCAAAGUAUCAAAGUUCACUGUAUCUGCAUGCGCUGCCAGUGUUGCAGAAUUUGUCACAUUUCCCCUUGAUCUUACAAAAACGAGGCUUCAAAUACAAGGUGAAUAUGCUCCUGGGAAACACAGCAAAAGUGGAACUGUGUAUAGAGGAAUGCUACGCACAGCUGUGGGAAUAGUGCAAGAAGAAGGACCACUGAAAUUAUGGCAAGGGGCAACACCUGCAAUCUACAGACAUAUAGUUUAUUCAGGAGGCAGGAUGCUAGCUUACGAACAGCUCCGGGACAUUGUAUUGGGAAAAUCAGAAGAUGGCAGCUUUCCCAUUUGGAAGGCUGCAUUAGGUGGCAUGGUAUCUGGUGCUCUUGGCCAAUUCUUGGCCAGCCCCACUGAUCUAGUUAAGGUGCAGAUGCAAAUGGAAGGGAAAAGAAGGUUGGAAGGCAAACCACCAAGAGUACAUGGGGUUAUUCAUGCCUUUGCAAAGAUCAUGAAGGAAGGAGGGAUCCGGGGCCUCUGGGCUGGUUGGGUGCCCAAUGUACAAAGAGCUGCGUUGGUCAAUCUAGGAGACCUCACAACAUAUGACAGCGUUAAGCACUUUCUGCUAAAGACUACCUCUAUAGGGGACAAUUGUCUUUGCCAUGGAAUGGCAAGUACUUGUUCUGGUCUAGUAGCAGCUAUGAUGGGAACUCCGGCUGAUGUGAUUAAAACAAGAAUAAUGAACCAACCUCGGGACUCAAAUGGAAGGGGUCUCCUGUACAAGUCUUCCAUGGACUGCCUGGUUCAGUCUGUGAGAGGGGAAGGAUUACUAACACUUUAUAAAGGCUUUGUACCAACAUGGUUAAGAAUGGCUCCCUGGUCUAUGACAUUUUGGCUAACCUUUGAGCAAAUCAGACGUGCUGUGGGCAUCAGUUCAUUUUGAACAAAUGAAUCAAAGCAGUAAUAAAAAUAAACUAUUGUUAAUGAAAAGGUUCUGUGCCU
Molecule: messenger RNA, 1275 nt
Organism: Tachysurus vachellii
Lineage: Eukaryota; Metazoa; Chordata; Actinopteri; Siluriformes; Bagridae
Gene: slc25a27
Product: solute carrier family 25 member 27
Exons: 10
Coding region: 275-1216 (313 amino acids)
Biological process (GO): response to cold
Source: RefSeq, a predicted model, not a curated record